Messenger RNA from Suhomyces tanzawaensis NRRL Y-17324, 825 nucleotides. It is a transcript of the gene PRO3, whose product is annotated as pyrroline-5-carboxylate reductase. Gene Ontology annotation, molecular function: pyrroline-5-carboxylate reductase activity. The transcript has a single exon. The coding region runs from base 1 to 825 and encodes 274 amino acids. Gene Ontology annotation, biological process: L-proline biosynthetic process. NCBI's taxonomy places the organism in Eukaryota, Fungi, Ascomycota, Pichiomycetes, Serinales, Debaryomycetaceae. The record is from RefSeq and is a predicted model, not a curated record.
AUGAAGGACUACACUAUCACUGUUCUAGGCUGCGGGGUCAUGGGAACUGCCGUGGCCACUGCCAUUCUCAAGUCCAACGUCGAGCCAGCUCCUGCCAGGCUCAUUGCAUGUGUCAACUCUGAAAAAUCGGCCCUGGCAUUGCAAGGAGCGUUCGACGACCACAGAGUCGAGGUGUCAUUUGGCGAGGCCAAUGCUAAAGCCGUCGAGGCUGCUGAUAUUAUCAUUUUGGGGUGCAAGCCGUACAUGUACCAAACAGUGUAUGAGCAGGUCAAGAACUCGUUGAACGGUGACCAAUUAGUGAUCUCGUUGUUGGCAGGUACCACCAUCGAGGAGUUGGAGAUUUUCUCGAAAUAUGUGGCCAAAGUCAUGACCAACACCCCUGCCAAGUUUGGGUGUGGUACCGCAGCAGUGUCAUUUUCUGAAGCAGUUAGUCUGGAUAAUCAGGAUUUCGUGAUGAAGCUCGUUGACACUGUGGGAUUGGCUUUCAAAAUCCCAGAAAAGAACAUGGAUGCUGCCACGGCACUUGUGGGAUCCGGUCCUGCGUUCUGCUUGAUGAUGAUGGAAUCAUUGAUCGACGGAGGAGUCAGAAUGGGCCUUCCGUUCGACGUUGCCCGGUCUGCUGCUGCCAAGGUCAUGGAGGGAACCGCCAAAAUGGUGCUCGAGACAGGAGACCAUCCUGCCGUUCUCAAGAGUAAGGUGUGCACUCCAGGAGGAACCACUAUUGGCGGGCUUUUGAAGAUGGAGGACGCUGGUGUGCGUGGAGGUAUCGCUAGAGGCGUGGAGGAAGCAGCCAACAUUUCAGCUUCUUUUGCCAAAAAGAAGUAG